UUCAGACGGGGGCCUGGAUCAGACCUGGAUCAGACUCGCUUUUCCUGGGACAGAAACAAAGCGCGACAGAGCGAGGCUGAUAGCGGAUGCUGGCGAGCAACUUGCAGACACAGGUUUCCUAACUUCUGUUUGUGUGUGCGGAACUUGAAACAGAGCGAUCGAGAUGCGUGGCUUGUUUUCUACCAUCUUCCUGCUCCUAGUGGCCUUGAUGAUUAUCACUACGGAGGCUGGAAAAAACAAGAAAGAGAAAGGUAAAGGAUCGAAAGGGGCCUCCGACUGCACAGACUGGCGUUUUGGGAGCUGUGUGCCUAAUAAUGGGGAUUGCGGAAGUGGUUUGAGGGAGGGGACUUGCAAUGAACAGACCAAGAAGCUGAAGUGUAAAGUGCCCUGCAACUGGAAGAAGGAGUUUGGUGCUGACUGCAAGUACAAGUUUGAGAAAUGGGGUGAGUGUGACACUGCUUCAGGCAUUAAGAGUCGCUCUGGCACCCUAGUGAAGGCUCUCUAUGAUGCUGAGUGUCAGCCGGUCAUGAUGGCCACCAAACCCUGCUCAACCAAGAACAAAGCCAAAUCCAAAGGAAAAAAAGGAAAGGGAAAAGGAAACUAGAAAAAAGGAGACAUCCAGCAAUGGAAAUGUGAUGACCAGCCCUCCAAACCACAGCUUUUCAAUAUUCUAGCCCACUGUCUCUCUCUUUUUCUCUCUCUGUUGAUAUGUCAUACACUAGACACCUUUCUUCUCCAUGCUGUAUUACAGUUCUAGAGCACAGGAAUGCGGCUACUGUGAUAUGAUUGACAGAUAUUGUAUGACAUCGCUGUUUCACAAGGGAGAAUGAAAUGCUGAUGUUUGGAGGAAAACAAUCCUUUGGCUUUUUGUAGAAGACAGAAAUAUUACUCUCUCUGUCAAAACCUCACAGUUCAUCUGACACAAGAACUGCUCACACACACACACACACACACACACACACACACUGAUUUGUCAUAUAAAUACUUUUUUUUUCAAAUAAAAUUGGGUGAUGAUGCAGUAGAGAGUUACCUGAAUAGUGGAGUGUAUGGCUCGUGUUUUAGAAAGUCUUACUGCUUUUUGUAGGAUCAUUAUCACUUAAAAUAAAAGAUAUUUUGCAGUUCUGUA
This is a messenger RNA of Ictalurus punctatus (channel catfish), 1126 nucleotides long. RefSeq names its product midkine a (gene mdka). The transcript is spliced from 5 exons. Bases 164 to 604 code for a protein of 146 amino acids. NCBI's taxonomy places the organism in Eukaryota, Metazoa, Chordata, Actinopteri, Siluriformes, Ictaluridae. The record is from RefSeq and is a predicted model, not a curated record. Gene Ontology annotation, molecular function: growth factor activity.